AUGCCUCUGUACAUCCCUCACACCAGCAGGUUCCUCCUUCUUCCGUCCUUCUGCUCCCCUCUGGCGCCGCCGCCCUUCCCUUCCUCUAUCUCCGCCCCUCCAGCGAGCCCCUCCUCUUCCCUGCCUCGCCGGCUUCAUUCUCUGUCGCUCUACUCAUUGGCCGUCGCUCCAGGUCGCCGAGGAGGAUCUGCCACCGGAUCCGCGCAGUUGAGGGUGAGGAGGAUGGAGGUGAAGGAAGCAGCAGCAAGGAUGGUGGCUGCUGAUGGGGGAGGGGGCGACGUCGCGCUUCUCGCCACCUCCACGUCCUCGUCGCCCAGUAGUCCGUUGCUCCUUGUCUUGCAACUCCAGCGACAACAGUUCGUCUCGGUGAUCCUUCUGCUCCUCCCGCUUCUCUCCUUCCAUACUAAAUAG
Triticum turgidum subsp. durum (durum wheat) is the source of this 411-nucleotide messenger RNA. The record is from the annotation of a GenBank genome assembly. Lineage: Eukaryota; Viridiplantae; Streptophyta; Magnoliopsida; Poales; Poaceae.